This is a messenger RNA of Necator americanus (New World hookworm), 1791 nucleotides long. RefSeq lists its product as uncharacterized. Gene Ontology annotation, cellular component: endoplasmic reticulum. Lineage: Eukaryota; Metazoa; Nematoda; Chromadorea; Rhabditida; Ancylostomatidae. Gene Ontology annotation, biological process: phosphatidylinositol dephosphorylation. The record is from RefSeq and is a predicted model, not a curated record. The transcript has 17 exons. Bases 1 to 1791 code for a protein of 596 amino acids. Gene Ontology annotation, molecular function: phosphatidylinositol-4-phosphate phosphatase activity.
AUGUCUACGGACGUAUAUGAAGGCUUUAAUUUGUAUACAUUAGCUGAGAAAUUCUAUCUCGAACCUCGAGAUCGUGAUGGGAACCUAUUAUCACAGCAGUACCUCGAAAUAGAUCGUCAUUCGAAUCAAAUACGUGUAUCAAAUGCUUCAGUAAAUCGGAUACCAUUAGCUGAUGCUGAUAUUCAAUAUGUCCAUGGUUUACUGGGCAUAAUUCCCAUUGUUUCAGGGAUGGCAUUAAUAGUCAUAAGAAAGUCUCGUUUGGUUGGAAAAUUGAAUGGCCAUCCUAUCUACACUAUAACCGAGACAGAUAUUAUCCCUUACAAGAAAACUACUCUGCAUUUAACAGAAAAACAGAUAUGGUAUAAUAGACAUUUCACUGAAAUGUUGCAAACUGUGUUAGCCAUUAGUGGAUUCUAUUUCUCUUAUUCAAUAGACCUCUCACGAUCGCUUCAGUGGCUGAGUGAAAAUGGUACUCCUGCAUUCAAAGAGACUUCCAUGAUUGAACGCGCUGAUGAUCGCUUUGUGUGGAAUACUUAUCUUUUGUCACAGCUCAGGUUGAAAGAAGCUUCAAGAUUUGCACUUCCUGUCAUUCAUGGUUUCUAUGGAGAAGUUCACCACUGCGUGAAUGGACAUCAGUUCAAGUUGUCCUUAAUUUCAAGACGGAGUAAAUACAGGGCUGGAGUGCGUUUUUAUAAGCGCGGCGUGAGUAUCGACGGCCAUCCAGCAAAUUUUGUGGAAACAGAACAAAUUGUGGAGACUGUUUCUAUUAGAGGGCGAAGAUUAACUUCAUUUCUGCAGAUGCGUGGAUCGAUUCCUCUUCUGUGGUCUCAGCGUCCGAAUUUGAAGUGGCAGCCUAUGCCAACUGUGAAAGCUAGCGAUGAUCAAUUAUCUGCGUACGUCAGACAUUUUGAAAAUCAACGCAAAACUUACGGCGGUUAUCACGUUAUCGUCAACCUCAUUAAUCAGACUGGACGAGAAAAGAAAAUUGGCAGCGAGCUUGAAAGAAUCGUCCAGCAAGCUAAUUUAAACUAUGUCAGGUACAACCCUUUCGAUUUCCAUAAAGAAUGCCAUGCAAUGCAGUGGCAUAGAAUCUCCUUACUUAAAGACCAACUAAGGCAGGAAAUUACUCAGUUCGGGUUUUUUGCUGCUUCUGAUGUAUUGGCAGAGUCAGACCUAACUCAGCGAUCUCAGACAGGUUUCUUCAGAACAAACUGCAUGGAUUGUUUAGAUCGUACGAAUGUGGUCCAAGCAAUGAUUGCUCGGGAAUCCUUGACCGACCAGCUGUACUUCCUUGGGAUAUUGGUUGGUGGUCAAAGAGUGGAGACGUGCCCAGAUCUUGAAGCGUCAUUUAAGCAUUUAUGGGCUGACAACGGAGAUGAAUGUAGCCGGCAGUACGCAGGGACAGGAGCUCUGAAGGCAGAUUUCACCCGGCUAGGGAAGAGAACUUACACAGGUGUCAUAAAUGAUGGCAUCAAUGCAAUAACUCGGUAUAUCCGCAAUAACUUUGCUGAUGGGUACAGGCAGGACGCUAUGGAUGUCUUUCUGGGCAACUACAUUGUUGAUGUUCACAAUCUACCAUCCAGCUUAGAAGCAACAUUGAUAUCACUUGAUCAAAACGGAAUCGCUCUUUUAGCAGCGUGUUUUGCAAUGGCCAUGACGAUAUUGUGCAUAUUAGUCGCAGAAAACAUAUCAGCCACACUUUUCUGGCUUGCCGUCUUUCUGGUGUGUAUGAUGUUCAUAUUCCUGAACGGCGAGGAUUUCGUGAAUGCACCCAAGUUAAAACGAGAUUGA